Molecule: messenger RNA, 2073 nt
Organism: Armigeres subalbatus
Lineage: Eukaryota; Metazoa; Arthropoda; Insecta; Diptera; Culicidae
Product: allatotropins-like
Exons: 3
Coding region: 842-1369 (175 amino acids)
Source: RefSeq, a predicted model, not a curated record
ACCCCGAGGAUACGGAUGGCAACACGCUAGGAGAGUUGACAAAACCGGAACAACAGGUGAUCUUCAGGGACCGUGUAGGCACAAAAAAAUAUUCUAUCUGAGUAGACGGUUCUGUGAGUUGUGUGUGUUGUGCCGUAGAGAAAAGGAUUUGAACAUUCAACGGAAGCCAACGACUUGUGAAUAAUUUCAGCGAACGGAAACUAGAAGAAAGCGUGUCAGGAGAAUUAGAGCCCGGUCCGGUACUUUUUCAUAUGAAUUAUCACAUGAGUGUAGGAAAGUGACGAACUGUAUACAAUUUCAACUAGCGAGUGGUGCUAUUGUUUGUCCUGUUCCCCAUUCAAAUACUUGCAGUUUUACUUUAAACAAUAGACACGACGAGGCGUUGAGCGUUUUUUUCUGCCAAGCUAUAUUAACAAAAACCUACCCUUCCAAAGGUUUAACAUAAGCACAUCUCAUAUCCACUUACAAGCUGCCACUUGGUGGUCCCAUUCUGAUACAAGUACUCGGAUAGAACGUACGUUGAAAAAAGUGCGAAAUUGAAAAAAAAUCCGGGAAAGCACGUCACUGGCGAAUGAAUUUAUGACGUGGAAGGUCUAUGAAUAAAUUUGUAAAUCUGCAAGAUUUGUCGUAAUCGGUGGUGCUCAGUAUCCGUGCAACUUGUUGCAAGUGAAACCGUCGGGUUUUGCCUCACCAAGGUGGACAGCCAAAAGAAUAAGUGCUUCAUAAAAAACACGGUAGCAUAGUGUUGCGGAUGCAGCUAGAGCAGUAAUAAAUUUUCUUACCAACUCCCAAGCGCAUCGUGAUAAACCUCUGACGAAUUUAGUGAUCUACCGCGGGAGUUAUGGAGGCUGCAAGGAUGUCCGUCUGUAAAUUGCUGUUCUUCGUGGUUUUGUGCUCGGUCCUGCUUUGCUGUCACACGACCAGCGCGGGCCCGGCUCGCCAGCUGGCCAGCUUGGCGGCGCGUGCCUCGAAGAUUCCCCGCUCGAUACGGGCUCCAUUCCGAAACUCGGAAAUGAUGACGGCCAGAGGAUUCGGAAAACGUCGCGCUCCCAUCGGGGUCAAUGUGGGUGGCAGCAGUGGCAGCGCUGGCGUCAAGCACAUGAUUGAAGAAGCAACUCCCUGGAACUACGACAAGCGCGAAACGGGAAAAUUUAUCGAAGAGUUCACCGCAGACAAUGCAGAUCAGGUGCAGCAGAUAAUUGGCGAACAGGAAAGUUUCCCCUUGGACUGGUUCGUUGGCGAGAUGUCAUCAAAUCCUGCUCUGGCGAGGACAAUCCUGCAACGCUUCGUGGACAGCAACAAGGACGGUCUGUUGACCACGACCGAGUUGCUGAGCUCUGGCGCUAGCGAUAGUAACGACCUGUUCUAAGCGUGUGCAUCAACUGCGCAUCAACUGUUGAAGUCCCUGAUCGUGAGCCCCUCAUCCCACCGAUGAUGUAUCUGGAAUAGAUUUUCACCGAAAUUUUACUCAAAUUUACCCAAAACUCUUUCGACGUCGCUGAGUAUUUGUUGAGCGUUAAUCAAUGAAGUCAGAGAGGAAGUCUUGUAUAUUACAAUUUGAACCUGAAUGUUAGCUCUUUCUCUUUGCAGAUUGGUUCUAUGGUUAAUUCGUGAGGUGCUAUGGUUCUAAAGCAUUAGCAAAAAACGUUGAUUUGUGAUGUAGAUAAGUUCAUAAGUAGGCAUAAGAAUUUUGUUUAUGAGUUAUGGUUCAUUCAUAAAGUGCAGCUAAACAAUAGAAAGUACGUUUAUCAUGAUUAGGCUUUGACGGAAUGGAAACUUGGAAAUAACCAAUGAAGGCUGGAUGUUGUGUUGUUUUCAAGAUUCCAUUCAAUCAGGACGUGGAAUGGUCAAGGCGGUCAGCUAUCACUAGGUUGAAAGAACAUUAUCUUAUAAGCAUGUUUAUUGAACAUUAAUAGUUCUUGAUAUUUGUGACAAAGGAGAGAAUGCUACCUUAUUAGCGAGUAGAUAUCAAACCAAAGCACUGUACUAUACAUAAUUAAAUCGCAGAGAAGUUAUAUUGUGCAAGGAAUACCUACAAAAUGCAAUUGAAAAAUAAAACAUGAAAAUAACGGU